Messenger RNA from Penicillium taxi, 1476 nucleotides. RefSeq names its product alpha-mannosyltransferase. Gene Ontology annotation, cellular component: Golgi apparatus. Gene Ontology annotation, biological process: mannan biosynthetic process. The record is from RefSeq and is a predicted model, not a curated record. NCBI's taxonomy places the organism in Eukaryota, Fungi, Ascomycota, Eurotiomycetes, Eurotiales, Aspergillaceae. Gene Ontology annotation, molecular function: alpha-1,2-mannosyltransferase activity. The transcript has a single exon. The coding region runs from base 1 to 1476 and encodes 491 amino acids.
AUGAUCAGGCUGGCGCGGGCGAAGCCUAUCGUCCUCGCCGUCAUUGCAUUGUCAAUAUGCAUUAUAUACCUAUAUUAUACCCCGAAUAAAGAAGCCCCGGCCCCCAAAAUACCGGACCGUAUUAUCGAUCAUCCUCUGGUAGACCGACAAAUGGAGUUUUGGAGUGCCUUUCAUCCAAUUCUAAACCUUCACAAUCCCUUCUGCCCACCUUCCACAGAUAAAAUUGGGGUGGGCGCCUUAGCCUUCGAUGCCAAAAAUGAAAUUCCUCGGCCUGAUCUGUUGCAAUUAACAGAAGAGUGCGAGUGGGCGAUGACCUCCAGCCAUUCUUCUUUUAUACAGGAUAUUCGAAGUGCUAAGGAUGAUUUAAAACCUGUUCACACGGCGGGGACGCGAGGAUUGGUAUCUGCUGCAGGUAGAGAGUAUCUACCUGUUUUUGUUGCCUCAUUACGUAUGCUUCGCCGGACAGGAUCGACAUUACCCGUUGAGUUGUACAUGCACGAUGCAACAGAGUACGAAAAAAAGAUCUGUGACGAGGUGCUUCCGGCAUUGAAUGCGCAAUGCUUCGUGCUGAGCGACGUGUUAGAGACCCAAAUUGAGCAGCAAUUUCAAAUAAAGGUCUUUGCAAUUCUCCUUUCGUCCUUUGAGGAGGUCGUCUGGAUGGAUGCGGAUUGUUUCCCUCUUUUCAAACCCGAGGAGCUACUCGACUCGGACCCCUUCAAUUCCACUGGUUUGGUAAUUUGGCCCGACUUCUGGUAUUCCUCGACAGCUCCUAUUUACUACAAGGUUUCAAAUCAAGAGGUUCCAGCCAUGAUAGCCCGCCAGUCUUCAGAGACCGGUUUCAUCCUCGUGUCCAAAAAGUCCCACUUCCUGUCUCUCUUGCUCUCGGCCUACUACAACUACUAUGGUCCAUCUCACUACUAUCGACUUUUCACCCAGGGAGCCCCUGGCGAAGGCGACAAAGAGACAUUUCUGCAGGCUGCUUCCGUAAUGGGUGAACCCUUCUACACUGUCAGUGAAAGUGUCCAGAGGAUCGGGCAUUCGCGAGGUAAAGAAAAUCUAGUCGGUUUUGGCAUGGCCCAAUCAGAUCCGCGCGAAGAUUACGCCCUCACACAGCAGGGCAAAUGGCGUGUCAAAGAUCCAUCCAUCGCCCCGGCGCCCCGGAUGUUCUUCAUUCAUGCAAAUUAUCCAAAAUUCAACGUGGGAACUGGAAUACUUAAUCCGAACCGCGAUUCAAGUACCGCUACCACGAACACUGAUGGCUCCUUCGGACGCAUAUGGACUGAACCCGCCGAUGCUAUACGGCGGUUUGGCUGGGAUGCCGAGAAGGCCUACUGGGAAGAAGCCAAGUGGGUUACUUGCAAUUUCCCAUUUGAUUUCAAAACUUGGGAAGAUAAGAAUGAUCUUUGCGAUCAGGUCGAUGAAUAUUACGAGUACGUUUUUGCCCAACCGCAUGACGAUGAUCCGCAGUUUACAUAG